This is a messenger RNA of Trichomonas vaginalis G3, 2235 nucleotides long. RefSeq lists its product as uncharacterized. Gene Ontology annotation, cellular component: lamellipodium; plasma membrane. The record is from RefSeq and is a predicted model, not a curated record. Bases 1 to 2235 code for a protein of 744 amino acids. Lineage: Eukaryota; Parabasalia; Trichomonadida; Trichomonadidae. The transcript has a single exon. Gene Ontology annotation, biological process: cell migration; regulation of Arp2/3 complex-mediated actin nucleation.
AUGAAAACUUUACUAGGGCUCCUAAAGAAGGACAAGGUUGAGCCCGAUCUUCUCAUUCAAAUAAAGGAGCCAGCAAUAUCAUCAACUCAAACUGAUCGAUUUUUGGCGAUUUACGAAGGAAAAGUUUUAAUUUAUUCCUUGUUUCAUAAAGUUGUUAAGACAUUUUACAUAAAUACGCUCAACCAAGCAGAUUUCAACAAGAAAGGUAUAUUUCUUACAUUCGACACAACCAAUUUUUCAUUUCAGACAGAAAGUGAAGAAGAUUUUAAAUCAAAGUUCAGAAAAAUAGCAUCCACAAUGUUAACUAAUCUCGAGCUACAUCAUCCAUCAAUGGAACCCUUCAAAAAAUUCCAAUCAAACCCAAAUUUGUCAUCAAUACAAUAUAGGAUCAGAAACAGAGCAGAAAUGCAGCAAAUAGAAACUGUAGACGAUACAAUCGACAGAAUUACGCGAAUUUACACUUAUCAAGAAACUAAAAUUUCAUUUCGCGAAUUUAAGAAUAUACAAGACGCAUUUCCACUUGUCCUUGAUGUACUUCCUUUGUGCCCAUUUAUUACUUCAUUAAUUGUAUUUUCUGUUGAAAAUUUUGAUCCAUUCGCUUAUUUAGCUGAUUUUGCAGCCAAAAACGCUACCAUUGACACAUACAGAAUAGAAGGAUCGAUAACACCUAAAUUUGACAAAUUUCUCAAUUCUCUUCAGACGAAUUCUCAAAAAAUUUUAGGAUUAACAUUUGACGGCUCCCAUUUUACAUCUCCUGCCAUUAGAAGCCUCACUAAUUGCAUUGCCACCAAGUCAAUACCGUCAAUAUGCUUCAGAAACGCUAUAAAACCCGAUACAGUUAAUAUAUUUUAUAAUUACUUCCUUCCCGGGCCAGUUGGCAACCAAUUAAAGUUCCUUUGUAUAGAUUCGACCCCAUCCGUUAAAGUAUCAACACUUAUUGCCAAGUUAAAUGCUUUAACAGUGUUAUCUAUUACAAAUUGCGGUUUAGACGUCCCAAAAAUCCUUUCUGCACUUACAGGGACACAUAUUCGGACCUUAGAUAUAAGUGGGAAUGCUUGUACAUCGUCUCCUGCCGAAUCUUGCUCUAAACUACCUUCAUCUUUAGUUCAUCUCGUUGCAAACGGGAUAACUUUUGCGAAUAACGCUUUUUUGGGACUUUUUGAAUACAUUUGUAAAUAUUUCCAUGGUCCUUUGAAGCUUUCUUUGGCCAGAAGUGAAACUUCAACGAAUGAGUGGCUUCAUUUCUAUCGGGAGAUUAGUAAUUUCCAGAUAAAAUCGUUAAGAGAGAUUGUUUGGGAUAGUAACCCUGUUCAUAUGAGGUUUUUCGAGUUCCUUUCGCGAAAUCCAAAAAUUCAUACUUUAUCUAUGCAAGGAUGUUUCCACGAAUCUGAUCCACAGCCUAUAAUGCACCUCUGCACGUACAUUGUCAGUGCCUUAGCCCUCAAAAAGUUAAUAAUUUCCUCAAAUGAAAACGCAUUUCUCGGAAAAUACACUGCAUCUGUCAUUAUGGCUGUCCAACAGUCUCUAUCCAUCGAAUACUUAGAUAUCAAUGGGUCAAGAUGUGGAAAUUUUGGAGUUUCGCAGUUAAAAUCAUUAUUAAAAAUGCAAAACCUCAAAACUUUGCAUUGCGAUGGUUGCUGGCCAUCAUCAGCAUCCAGUUACACCGAAUUUAUCGAAGCAGCGACCCAAAUUAUCACAAAAAGAAAUCUUAAAUUUUAUUUUCCGCAAUCAGACCUCAAUGAGCUUCUAAAGAUCCGUAAAUUGAGACAUGCCAAAUUCGAGCAACUCAAAGAUGCCCUCAUGUCCGUAGGAAACGGUUUUUUGUAUCACGGGGAAGUUCCCCUCGAAUUUGCCGAAAUUUCGAAAAAUUUAUCUUCAAUAAAAGAAAGGAAAAACGAUACUUUGAGUACAAUUUCCGAUGAUAGGAAGUCACUGGAUUCAGAAGAGAUGACUGUUAAAACUGUUGAUCCAACAGAAACAAAAAAGAAAAUAAUUAAAAGGAAAAUUAAGAAAUCGAAUCUGUCUUCUGAUGAUAAUUCAGCACAUACAUUUACUACAACUACGAACAUUCCACAGACAAUGGAUGGAACCCGAAAGAAAAAGAUAAAAAAGAUAAUUAAAAAAACAAAAGUUGUGAAAAAGCCAAAAUCAGAAGAAGCUUCUAUAGCUGAAAGUGAACUUGCUAAAAAGAGGAAUACUCUUCCUCCCCCACCAAUCAAAACAUCAGGUUUUUGA